AUGCUUAUAGAGCUACUACAAAUUGGCUCUAGGGAACAUUUUAUUCAGCCAACCCAGUCGAGCUCUCCUAAUGGACAGAAUGAUAAUACGAAGAACGUUGACAUUAAGAUGCAAGAUGUUAGACCUCCUUUACCACCGAAGCCGACUCUUCUCAUGAAAAAUGGUCCCACUUCUUCUUCAACUUCUUCACUUUCUACUCAUACUGAUAAUAUGCGUUUCCCCGUAUCGCCAUCACCAUCACGACAACAAUCGCAACUCAGCUCCAAUACGCCAUUGCCACCAAAGAUUCCAUUAAACAAUUCCUCCAUAAGUAUUCCAAUAAGUCCGCCAAAGAUUCCCAAACGUCCUACUGAACCCAAAUUGGAAACAUCUUUCGAUUUACUUGAUUUAACGACCUCUGGAGAAACGCACGAAGAUUCCACACACAAGAAAACCAUGAUUGAUUUACAAGAGACUAUAAACGCACUAUCCCAGGCAGACAAGACAUAUAUAGAUUCCGAGUUACAAGGCCGAGUGGGAACUAUUGAAUCCGCCUUUCAGCAAUUCGAAGAUCUGUAUGCUUAUGAGACCAAAUAUAUAUCGAGCGUGAAACAAUCCAUUGAAGAGAAUAAGGACAAGUUACGUCGGGAGACAGAGGUUGUAAAAAACGAAAUCCAAAACGUCAGAAACUUUGGUAACAAGCACCUGGAAAAGGGUACCACAGACCCAUUAUGGAUGGUCUCCACGGAGUCCGCCGGCCUAAACCAAUUGUAUGACCUAGUGGCAAAAGAUGAUGCUCUCUCUGACACAAUCAAUGCAUUGUACCAGAUGCUGAACAGAGGGGUUAUCGCACUGGACCUGUUCGUUCGGAAGUCGAGAGAGCUGGCUCGAGAGCAGUUCCUGACGCGUCUACACAUCGAGAAGAUCACCACCAUCCUGCUAGAGGCAGAGCAUUAG
Messenger RNA from Naumovozyma castellii, 936 nucleotides. RefSeq names its product ubiquitin-binding ESCRT-I subunit protein STP22 (gene STP22). NCBI's taxonomy places the organism in Eukaryota, Fungi, Ascomycota, Saccharomycetes, Saccharomycetales, Saccharomycetaceae. The record is from RefSeq and is a predicted model, not a curated record. Bases 1 to 936 code for a protein of 311 amino acids. The transcript has a single exon.